Diaporthe citri is the source of this 1647-nucleotide messenger RNA. RefSeq lists its product as uncharacterized. Gene Ontology annotation, molecular function: protein binding. Lineage: Eukaryota; Fungi; Ascomycota; Sordariomycetes; Diaporthales; Diaporthaceae. The record is from RefSeq and is a predicted model, not a curated record. The coding region runs from base 1 to 1647 and encodes 548 amino acids. The transcript is spliced from 5 exons.
AUGGCGGGCGUCACGAGCGCGCUGGACUCCAGCAUGAGGCUUUCUGCCAGGACAAACGACGUCGUUGAAUCAUGGCAUCACGCGCCCCCUCUCAUGUACGCCCUGCACAACGAGAUCUCGGACCUUGUUGUCGUCCUCGACAACACUAGUGCGGCUGCGGAGGUCGCUACUAGCAGGGAACAUGCCAAGCUCCUCGACGACCUUGGAAAACCUCUAGUCGAAGCACGCCGGCUCCUGGCAGCGGUGGAGAGCUCAGUAGCGGACAAAGUGAGCUCUCAGGCACAGCUCGACCUCGAAGAAAUCCACGGAAUAACCAAAGACAAGGACCAGAAGUCGCUCGCGAGACUAGACACCUCCGAGAUCAAAGUGGAGACUAAGCGAGAAAUUCUGAAGGAGAGGGAAGAAAGGCCAUCGAGUCGAGAUCUUGCCCUGAGCCUCGCCUUACCGUUUGUGGAACGCGCAGACCGUAAGCACACAACAACAGCUGAUGCUGAGGACGAAAAGACAGGUGUUGCCAAAGUCUUGGAGAGCAUCGAUGCCCAGAAGAUUGCUUUCGCGAGCAGCACAGCUUCGACAAGGUCGAAAUCCCUCCCCACACGAAGGUGGUGGACGGAAGGUGCGGGCAAAGAGCCCUGGCUCCUGUCCCAACAGUCGCUACGAGACUCCCAGGCCGGUGCCAGGGCACUCGGGGCAAUGUCACCAGGGAUGACCUCUUUGGAAGUCAAGUAUGUCUUCCCUGGCUGCGGCGCAUGGACCUUUUUCCCUGGCAUGAUCAUGCUCGCAGUCAAGACGGACGAUCUAGAGGCGUUGAAGAUGUGCCUCAGGCCCGACCCAGACUCGAUCAACUGCGUUGUCCCUGGCACGGGAUGGGGUCCCUUGCAUAUCGCGAUAGAAUUGGGCUUUAUAAAAUCCACCCGGUUUCUUCUGCAGCAAGGCUCCGACCUCGAUCAAGUGGACGACUACGGAAGGUCUGCGGGCGGCUCGUUUAUAUUCAACCUGCCUUCUGGGAGGUACGAAGGAGAAAUGCUCCGCCAGUUCAGCGAGUUGAUUUCAACGUCCAAAUACCUCGAAGACCUCGAGCUCUCCCACCUCAGCAAGGUAGUGUCCACUGGGCCGCCGUCCGCCAAGACGACACCACUCUCCGCGCCCUCCUCGAUGCCGGCGCCGGGCGUCAACGACACGCCCGCGGCGGCGCUGGCGGCGCGGUGGGGCGGCCUCGGCGUGCUCGAGUUCCUGGUGGACAGCGGCGCCGACAUCGAGGCGGACAACGGCGUCGGGCACACGUCGCUCGUGGCCGCGCUGCUGCAGAACCAGCACGCGUGCCUGCGGUUCCUGCUCGGGAGGGGCGCGGACUACCUCCUCCCGGGGCUGCCCGGGGAGAAUAUCCUGCACCUGGUCGCACAGCUGGGGGACGCCGAGACGAUGCGCAUCUUCAGUGCGGUUGGGAUGAGGGGCCUUGAUAUCGUGGGGAGCAAUAAGGCUGGGCUCACGCCGAGGGAGAUCUUCUUGAGGAGGCCCGUGACGGACAAGGUCCAGCAGGCGGCAUUUGAGGAGCUUCUGGCAUCGGUGGACGGUUUGGAAGAGGGCGAGGAUGGCCUGCCUGACGAGGACGGGGAUUUGUUCUUUGAUGCCGAGGAAACUAGGUGA